AUCCUCUCCCCCCAAAACCCUACAAAACCCUAAUCAAUAAAGAGGGAAAGGCGAAGCCACGGCAGCUCCAGAAGCUCCUUCAAUGGCGGAAGAGCAGCAGCCGAGCGUAGGCAGAGCCUUCCCUGUUAAACCAAAGCUCAAACCCCCAUCGAAGAAAUCCAGUUCAACUCCAGAAGAAUCCAAGUACUGGAAAUCCUUCAAACCCCACCCCACACAAGCCCUAAUCUCCUCCAUUACCUCUCUCUCUUUCUCCCCCUCCUCUCCUCACGACUUCGCUGCCACCCACUCCGCCACUGUCACCAUCUUCUCCGCCCAGACCCUCGAACCCAAGUCCACCAUCUCCGGCUUCUCCGACACCACCACCUCCGCCUCCUUCCGCUCCGACGGCCGCCUCCUUGCCGCUGGCUCUUACUCGGGUGUGGUCCAGGUCUUCGACGUCAAGUCCCGCACCUCCCUCCGUCACCUCCGCGGACACUCCCGCCCCGUCCACCUUGUCCGCUACCCCCGUCACGACAAGCUUCACCUCUUCACUGGCGGUGAUGACGCUGUCGUCAAGUAUUGGGACGUCGUGUCCGGAACAAGCUACCUUGAACUUCUUGGUCACAAAGAUUACGUUCGCUGCGGCGAUGGUUCGCCGGCGAGGGACGACAUGUUCGUUACUGGAUCAUACGAUCAUUCAAUUAGGGUUUGGGAUGUUAGGGUUUCGAGUGGUAGCUCAGUGAUGGAGCUCAACCAUGGAAAGCCCGUAGAGGACGUAGUUUUCUUGCCGUCCGGAGGGUUAAUUGCAACGGCUGGUGCGAGUUCUGUGAAGAUUUGGGAUGUGAUUGGUGGCGGGAAGUUACUGUAUUCAAUGGAGAGUCACAACAAGACGGUGACUUCGAUUUGCGUCGGGAAGAUCGGCAAGGACAGUGGCGAGGAGGCUCAGCAGUAUCGCAUUUUAAGUGUUUCUUUGGAUGGGUAUAUGAAAGUUUUCGAUUAUGCAAAGUUCAAAAUUACUCAUUCCAUGCGGUUUCCUUCCCCGCUUUUAUCGGUUGGAUUCUCUCCUGAUUGCUCCACGAGAGUUAUCGGUACUUCAAAUGGGAUUAUAUAUGCUGGAAGAAGGAAAAUGAAGGAGAAUGUUGGAUUGGGGCUGAGGGACCCUGGAGUAUUGGGUCCUAUUGGGGAACCUCCGAAACGGGUCUUGAGGCCCUCGUAUUUUAGAUACUUUCAUCGAGGCCAAAAUGAAAAGCCUUCGGAGGGGGAUUUCUUGAUAAUGAGGCCAAAGAAGGUGAAAUUGGCUGAGCAUGACAAGCUGUUGAAGAAGUUUAGGCAUAAGGAAGCUUUGGUCUCGGCAUUAAGGUGCAAGAAUCCGGAGAGUGUGGUGGCUGUUAUGGAGGAAUUGGUGGCAAGGAAGAAGUUGUUGAGAUGUGUUUCGAAUUUAGAGACAGAGGAACUUGGUUUGUUGUUGGGAUUUUUGGCGAGGUACUCAACAAUGCCAAGAUAUGCAGGCUUGUUGAUGAGGUUGGCUCUGAAAGUUCUUGAAAUGCGGGCUGAAGAUGUUAGGAAUUCUGAUUUAUUAAAGAGCCAUAUUAGAAACCUGAAGAGAUCGGUUGAAGAGGAGAUAAGGAUACAACAGUCAUUGCAGGAGAUACAGGGCAUAAUUUCUCCCUUACUGAGGAUUGCUGGGAGAAGAUAGGUGAGAAGAGUUUCCUGAUACUUGAUGGUAUUCUUCUUCUUCCUUUUUUCUCUUGAAAAAAGAAAAUCUCCUUGGGUAUUUUCAAGAUAGGAUAUGCUAUGCAGUUUUGUUUUGUCAGGAUCUAAUGUCUCUUUGUGUAAUUUUUGUAGUCUGCUUCCAAGUUAAGGCCGCUGCACGCCUUAUUUUUGUUUAUUCUAAUUUAGAUUCCAUUCCCUAAAUAAAAAACAUUUGCAGAGUGGAUUUCUUA
Molecule: messenger RNA, 1922 nt
Organism: Diospyros lotus (date-plum)
Lineage: Eukaryota; Viridiplantae; Streptophyta; Magnoliopsida; Ericales; Ebenaceae
Product: protein SLOW WALKER 1
Exons: 1
Coding region: 83-1675 (530 amino acids)
Biological process (GO): rRNA processing; positive regulation of transcription by RNA polymerase I
Cellular component (GO): nucleolus
Molecular function (GO): protein binding
Source: RefSeq, a predicted model, not a curated record